Molecule: messenger RNA, 2614 nt
Organism: Panicum hallii
Lineage: Eukaryota; Viridiplantae; Streptophyta; Magnoliopsida; Poales; Poaceae
Exons: 13
Coding region: 747-2384 (545 amino acids)
Biological process (GO): positive regulation of growth
Source: RefSeq, a predicted model, not a curated record
CAUGCCGACCGAGUCCGGCGGCCACCCGGCGCGCAGGUGGCGUCUCCGAGCGACCGCGCACGCGCGCGCGCCGAUAAAAAAUCGGGGUCAGCGCGUGGACUCGGCCGCUGGGAGGGAUCGGUGAAGAACCGGCGGCACCCUGCCUGCCUGUCGCCCCUGUCGUGUCCGGUUGGCGCCCAAGCGGAAAAGGCAGGAGAAAUACUCUACUCGUCCCCCGGGGAAAGAAACUGCUGCCUCAUCUUCUCCCGUCUCCCUCCUCCGCUGGCCAGGCGGCGGCGUGCGACUCCUCUUCCUUCUCCGGCUCCAGAUCCCGGUUCUCGAGGACCACCAGCCAGCCACGAGCCUCGUGCUCUCUUUGCCCGGUUGUGAAGCUCGCGCGCUCUCGGGGAGAUUGUAAAAGUUCCAUCUUUUAGUUUGUUCGUCUGCCGGAUUUCUUGCUCUCCGUUUCGUGUCAAGGCGCGAUUUUUCCUUCCUGCGUACGGGGGGUUUUCGGUUGGUGCGGUUGGCUCGUCAUUUUCGCGCAACUUCUCUUCGGUCCUUGCGCGACGAGCCACGAGGGCGCCAUCUUUCCAGCGGCCCCCGUUGACUCCGGCGGGCAUUCCGUCGAGCACCUUCCGCGCGGCGCCGGGGUGGCGUGAGGGAUCUGCGGAUGCCUUCAUGGUCCGUUGUGUGAACGGCCGGCGCUUCUUGGUUUCUCGGGAGCGUUCGUUGAUGCCGGUCUCGUCGGGGGAGCAGGUGCCUAGUGGAUGGACUGCAACAGCUGCUACGUUCUGAAAUCAAGAAGGUUCGUUGGCAUAGCAGAUGCCAGUUUCGAGGAUGCUGCAGAUGGCAUCAGCGAAUUCAGUGACACGAUGAGUGCUGCACACAAGCAGAAGGUUAAGGGUGUUGAAGAAACCAUGGAGAUUGCGGAGAAGCAGGAGUUGGCUUGGGAUUCUAAUCUGCUCUCAUUCAAGGAUGAUGAUUUCCUUCUUCCCGGGAACAGUAAGUUGCAUGCGAUGACAUCUGGAGAGACAGUUCUAUCUGGCAAAAUGGGGUUGUCUGAGCCGAGGAUAGACAGGUCUAGAAACGUUGGAACAAGGAAGGCUCCUAGACUUGGCUCUAUGCUUGGGACGGCCAGCAUGGCUGGAUUUGGCAAAGCAGUGGAGAUUUUAGACACAUUAGGAUCCUUGGCGACGACCUUCAGCCCAGAUGGUGGCUUCAUUUCUAGAUCAAAGAACAAAGGGUGCAAGAUAUCAAUUCUUGCUUUUGAGGUUGCCAACACAAUACUUAAAGGUGCCAGUAUUAUGCAAUCUCUCUCCGAAGACACUGUUACUUACUUCAAACAAGUAGUGCUUCCUUCUGAAGGUGUACAGAGUUUGGUUUCCAGUGACAUGAGUGAGUUGAUGCGAAUUGCAGCUAAUGACAAAAGGGAAGAGCUGAAAAUAUUUUCCCAAGAGGUUGUCAGGUUUGGCAACCGUUGCAAAGAUCCCCAGUGGCAUAACCUGGACCGCUAUUUUGUCAAAUUAGAAUCCGAAAGUGCAACCCAGAAGCAACUGAAAGAAACAGCCAUAGCAGAUAUGCAAAAGUUGAUGACUCUUGUUCAACGCACAACUGAUUUGUACCAUGAGCUUCAUGCAUUAGAUAGAUUUGAGCAAGAAUACAACUCUAAGCUAAAGGGAAAGGAUACAGAGAGAUUUGAAAAAGGAGAUAGUAUUCAAAUUGUGAGACUGGAGUUGAAGACCCAAAGGAGUUACGUGAAGAGCUUGAAGAAAAGAUCUCUCUGGUCCAAGAUGUUGGAAGAAGUGGUCGAGAAGCUUGUAGAAAUUGUGCACUACUUACAUAUUGAGAUCAAAAAUACUUUUGGAUCUUCUGAUGGAUUUGCUUUGAGCGCUGAAUCAACUGUGAGCUGUCAAAGGCUAGGACCCGCCGGACUGGCACUGCAUUAUGCAAACAUUAUCAUUCAGAUAUAUAGCAUUGUCUCUCGAUCAGGUUACGUACCAUCAAACACAAGAGAGGCCCUCUACCAGGGGCUGCCACCGAGGGUCAGAUCGGCUCUACCAAAUAGAUUAAAAACUUCCUCAGUGCCUCAGGAGCUCACCAUUGAUGAUAUAAGGGUUCGCAUGGAGAAAUCAUUGAAAUGGCUUGUUCCUAUGGCAGUCAAUACCACCUGUGCCCGAGGCUUCUUGAGGUUUAGUGAAUGGGCGAAAUCGGGGACCGACAGGGUUGGGAGACGACCAGGUCAAGCAGAUCCGAUCGAGACGCUUUACCAUGCCGACAAGGCAAGGACCGAGGAUCACAUCUUGGAUUUAGUCGUUUGGCUUCACCACCUUGUCAACCAGAGUAACCGGCCCGCAAUGCAAAAGUCCACUGACCAGCCUUUACAUCUAACCAAAAGUGUGCAAUGAUCAUGUCUGUUAUCUGAAAAUGCUAAUUUUCAGAGUGGUCAGCAACUUCACCAAGAUCUUGUGAUCCAGUUCGUCGGUUGAUUUCAUCGUUGAUAGGUUGUAGAUGGGAUCUAGAGUUGUUCUUGCCAUGGAGGACGUGCGUUUUUCUAUGUCCAGAUACAAUCGGGCAUGCUUAUAUAUGCUCUGUACAUCAGCUGAGUAGGUCUAUUAUAAGAAUAGCUUUGUUAUAA